Messenger RNA from Ceratina calcarata, 2195 nucleotides. RefSeq names its product tubulin gamma-1 chain. Gene Ontology annotation, biological process: microtubule nucleation; cytoplasmic microtubule organization. The transcript has 9 exons. Gene Ontology annotation, cellular component: gamma-tubulin complex; microtubule. The coding region runs from base 587 to 1948 and encodes 453 amino acids. Gene Ontology annotation, molecular function: GTP binding. The record is from RefSeq and is a predicted model, not a curated record. Lineage: Eukaryota; Metazoa; Arthropoda; Insecta; Hymenoptera; Apidae.
UCCUACGCUUAUGUGAUAUGUGAGUCGCAUAUACACACACACGUGCACAUGCAAUGUACAAAACACGAAAUUGCAGCGGUAUUGCAUAAAAUUUAAAUGACAGGUGUUACAGAUCCUUCCGUUAGAUAUAUCAUGUAAAUGUACCCUUCGGAAUAGCAAUUUUCAUGUAAAAAUCUUCAUAACAAAACGGUAUUACGCGUCUGUACGAUUUAUAAAUGAAUCCAUCCCUUUCCACCGUUUACUCGAAGCAGUGAUGCUGUUCAAAGUGUUUGAAAUUAUCUUCAUGAAUCUUAUUCUGGUUGAUUGAAUUGCAACUGAAAUUGAGUAUUCGCAAAACUUUUAUUGACAUUGUUAAUUUCAUCGAGAUUUCAAGCAACUGUAUAACGUGAGACACCGCGUGAGCCCAUCGAAACGAUUGUCCUUGUUCUUUGUGUACAUACGAACAUUCGUGCCAUUCGUAUAUCUUUCAUAAACUGUAACAGAAAUAAAUCGUGAAGUAGCAAUCGUAUCGAGCAAUCGUAGCAAUUAUAGUUGUAGAUAAAUUGAAUAUCCGUUUCUGAUUAAGGAUAAAAUAAAAAAACUGAAGAUGCCUUGUGAAAUGAUAACUUUGCAGCUUGGCCAAUGCGGUAAUCAAAUUGGAUUCGAGUUCUGGAAGAAGUUGUGCGCUGAGCAUGGUAUCAGUCCAGAAGGUAUUUUAGAAGAUUAUGCGACAGAAGGAACAGACAGAAAAGAUGUAUUUUUUUAUCAGUCCGAUGAUGAACAUUAUAUACCAAGAGCAGUAUUAUUAGACCUAGAACCGAGAGUAAUUCAUACUAUUAUGAACUCUCCAUAUUCAAAGUUAUACAAUCCAGAGAAUAUUUACUUAUCGAAACACGGAGGUGGUGCUGGAAAUAAUUGGGCAUCCGGCUAUCAUCAAGGAGAGAAACUUCAAGAAGAAAUUUUUGAUAUUUUAGACAGAGAGGCAGAUGGAAGCGAUAGUUUAGAGGGAUUUGUGUUGUGCCAUUCUAUAGCUGGUGGUACAGGUUCAGGUAUGGGUUCAUUUAUGCUCGAGUCUUUGGCAGACAGGUUCCCCAAGAAGUUGCUUGAGACAUACAGUGUUUUUCCAAAUCAGGAUGAAAUAAGCGAUGUAGUGGUACAGCCAUAUAACUCGUUGUUAACUUUGAAAAGAUUGACGCAAUGCGCUGAUUGUGUUGUUGUACUGGAUAAUACAGCACUUAACAGAAUAGCGUCGGACAGACUUCACAUUCAGAAUCCUAGUUUCACUCAGAUUAAUAAACUUGUAUCUACAAUAAUGUCUGUCAGUACGACUACUCUUCGGUAUCCUUCUUAUAUGAAUAACGACUUAGUAGGUUUGAUCGCACCAUUGAUUCCAACACCGCGGUUACAUUUCCUUAUGACUGGUUACACUCCCCUCACUACAGAUCAAGAAGGAACUUCUGUAAGGAAAACUUCUGUGUUAGAUGUGAUGAGGCGUUUACUGCAACCGAAGAAUAUGAUGGUCUCUACGGCAUUAGACAGGAAUGCAUCUCAUUGCUACAUAUCCAUUUUAAACAUCAUUCAAGGUGAGGUAGACCCUACACAAGUUCAUAAGUCCUUGCAAAGGAUUAGGGAAAGAAAACUCGCACAAUUUAUACCUUGGGGGCCUGCCAGCAUACAAGUAGCCCUUUCGAGGAAAUCGCCUUACAUUCAAAGUACACAUCGGGUGUCUGGCUUGAUGUUAGCCAAUCACACUAACAUAUCAUCGUUAUUUGAUCGUGCCUUACAACAAUUUGAUAAAUUACGGAAACGCGAAGCGUUCUUGGAGCAAUUUCGUAAAGAGAAAAUGUUCGAGGAGAACUUAGACGAGUUGGAUGGCUCCAGGCAGGUCGUCGAAUAUUUGGUACAAGAAUACCAAGCCGCCACGCGAGUCGAUUACCUGUCUUGGAAUCCGAACAAAGUAGAGACAUAAAAUACUCGACGGUAGCGAUAAGACUAUUAUAUACAAGAGCUCGAGACGUUCAAUGAAACUAUUGUGGAAAUUCUAUUCUACCGCGAUAUUGUGAACAAAUAUUUUAUGAUGUUCUUUAAAUCUCUUCAGCCUUUUGAACUUAGAUCUAUUUUAAACUUUCUCGCAUAAAAAGGUGGCAAUGUAGCGAUCGUAAUGAAUCCUGUAUGACCAGGUAAAGAACGGGCAUGGGUCACCGUGAGCAGCUUCA